GCACAAUCUCUUCAGUCACCAGUUCUCCCGAGCCGUACAUUGACAACAUCGGCACGCCUGAGUCGAUAUUCCAAAAAACUGUGGGAACGCAGUUCUACGAUUCACACCCGAAGUAUCUACAGUGCGACAAACCACUCGCAUCUGCGUAGACUGUCGUCUUUGCCACGAGAGAUUUCUCCAGUUCCGACUCGCAGUGUCCAGGUUCCAGUUGGUCGAGCGGAUCGUUACGAGAAAGGCGGCCGAUCUGUGCAGCAGAGGGUCCAAGACGGCGAAAUUGCUUUUCGCGGAAGCUCGUGAGGGACUGACUUAACAGAAACCUUGCCGUUGCUUCCUCAGAUUUGAGUCUCAGGUGGAAUUCAGCAGAGCACCGGGUGGAUUCUUUUGGCUCUGUUUCUAGCUGAACUGUGGACCGCUGAUGAUAAGGGAAAGCCCAACCCUGGUAUGAUUCUCUGAUGCUCGGACCUCGCGUACUUGGUCAACCAGUGACUUUCCUUGAACAUCCAAUGUUUUCGCCGGCCCUUUCAGCGUCGACCUACACCGGUCUCCUAUCGGUGUCUUUUGCGUGUCGUGUUUCGAUGAGGAGAACAGCUGAGCAUGAGUCGAAUUCCUAGCGCAGGACGACAAUUUCUUUGCAAGUUUCUGGUGUUUCAAGACCGGUUUUCUUUUGAGGUGCACUUGCUUUCCUUUGUUUACAAGCUUGCGUGCGGUGUCACCGAAACCGCUUUUUCGCGCCGGGUUUCACGUCUUGACGACAACCCUGCUCCUGAUCACCCUUGCAACGCAACCUCACGAGGAACGGUCGCCGUCUUGUUCGGGCGCGCAGCCGGGUGGUGUCGAUGCUCUUUUUCUCAAGCAGGCCGAACGUGGCUGGCAUGAAUAAUUUAGGCAUAACGACGGCAUUCCAGGCAUUUGUCUGCUGACUUCUUACAACUUGUGCAUGGUUUGUCUCCCGUGUGUCAGCGCGAAGCCUCACACAAUCGUAGUUCCCCGGUCGUGAGUUCGGCAACGAGGUAAAGCUCGUUUUGCGUGUCCGGUGAACUCGGCAGCCGCGCCGCGCAUAUCCACGUCGAGCGCCGUCUGCGCGGCACACAAGAGUUCAAGUGUGUGCGAAGGCCCGUACGAACAGAAGUUUCGGGGCAGUAUAUCUGCAGAGAAACAAGACCCUGUGACAAAGACUUUUGGUGAACUUUCGAAGGGAACCCGGCAAGGUGUCUCUCGAGAGUCAUGCGUGGCAGUUCGAACGGCAGGUGCCAGCGACUGGUGUGCGUGUUCAUGGCUUUCUACGCCACACCAUUUCCGCCUUGAUUCCAUUUUUUCUCUUUCCCUUCCACUUUCUUCCGCCAGAAGUCGUUUAGCUUCCCUUUCUGCGCAAGCUUCCCGUGUACGUGGCUUCGUUUUACUCGGACCAGCGCCAGGCAACGGCUCGUUGCACGGGAGGGCUCUCGAUCUCGAGCUCGCUCAGCUCGGGCCGAAAAUGACUGCAACUGGGAACAAUUUUGGGGGCUUUCCACAUUCGAGUUUAUUUCCAUUGCCUUCCACGCGUCUUUUCCUUUAGAGAUAGCGUGACUUUCCUGUGUCUUCGUGGGCGUUUGUUCAAAGUGACCACCUGCGUCACUCGUGGGCUCAUUGACCAACGCCAUGAGCGCGCCCUAGACAGGUCGAGCUGCUGUCGUGGAUUUCUGCGGGAGUGUUUGUCUCGAAUCCACUGUCCGCGUAGAGGGUUGACCUUUCCCCUCCAAUUCAGUCAUGUUAUUGUCGCUGAUAUCUUGGAAUAAACCCACUGCACCAGUCGCUUCCACUAGAUUCGCCAUACUGCUCACAGGCCACUGAAGAGCCAGCCUCGCCGCUAGCUGUGUCUGUCUCGCCUCCUGGAUUUUUUUGGCUUCCGUCAGCCUUUCCAGCUGCAUCUCGACAUGCUUGCUCGAGAGGGAAUUCUUCAGGAAAUGGUGAGCCCAGGGCCGCCGAAGGAAUCAAAGUUUCCGUGGAAUGGCACCGCUCUUACCGGUGUGCCCCGCGCGCUCAAGUCGGCUGGUCGCGCCCACGGUGGAGAGUGCAGUUCUGGCGAGAACGUCGAAAUGGGUGAGUGUUCAAACACAUCGACCUGUUACUGGUCGUCGGAUGGAAGCAUGUCUCUAGACGAAACGCAGAAGUCGGAUGGACUCGAGGAAAGCCGACAGGGGGACGACAGUCCCUCGGUCUUGCUUCUGGAGAGGGGCCAGCCGUUGUCCUCGCUGUUCAGCAUGCAGGACCACGCCGAGAACGAGCGUUUUCCCUCCACCUUCUCGCUGGUCACGAAGCCCUCGGGAGCCACUGUUGCUUCGUCUGCCGGAGAAAACUUCCCGUCAGUUGUUACCCCGAGACUCCGUGCCCCGGGGACGAACAGCCGCGACGUUGUCCUGGGGCUGCUGAACGAGUUUUUGCAGUCGCUUCCAACUGCGAAUAUCGAUGAAGUUCUGAAAUCCCUCGAACCCAUUCGCCGCCACGCAGAGUCUAGCCGCGGUUCCUUCACGGACUCUGUGAGCGAAGACGCUUCCAAGACCCUUUUCUCCGGCAAGGGGGCCUCCGACAAAGGGAAAUACGGGCAGAAGCUGGAUGCAAAGGGCGGAAAAGAGCAACAGGAGACGGGUCAAAUUUCGUUCUUAAAAGGCCAACGCAGCUCGGCGACCUCCCUCAACACCGCCGCUGCCUUGUCUGGUGGGCGCCGAAGAUCCAGUGUGAGCAGCGCAAGUGAACGCGAGGGAAAGAUGCAUGAGUCGUCCGAUCGCCGAAUCGUCCGGAAAGAAGGCAACACGGUAAAAACGCCUCCUCUCCCUUCCUCUGCCCGACGACCUCGCAGGCCGGCUCGCGGGGAGCGGCCUCCUCUGGAGGGGAAGCGCGCUGCAGCCGCAAAACGAUCUGAAACGGAGGCCCAGUCUGGUUCUGAACAGCAGCGGUUGUUUUCUUUUGGCCGUCAGCAAAAAGACGAAGAAGAAGGCCCCCGUUCUCCGCCCGGCAGUGUGUCCCAGCGAAGCGUGGCCGAAGCGAGAAAAGGUCUUGUAGACGAGAAAGCGCUCAAGAACAAGAGUGAGUCGCCAGGACAGAGUGGAAACGCGCAGGUUGGCGCGUAUCCCAGAGAGAUAAAGGACAGAAAAACGGAAGACGACCAGCAUGCAUGCAAUAGUGUUAAUGGCGAUGGCACCGGACGAUCCGUUUCACAGUUCACAGAGAUGAGGGCAAAAGAGCUCGUAGCAAAACAAACUGAGGAUCUCCGCGAGUGGCUUGGCUGGGCCGGAUCCUUGGGGUAUGUCCCUGGCCUGUACAGCUCUGCAGUAGCGGGGAUAGGCGACGCCUCCUCCCUCUUGGCAGCCGGCAAUCACGUUUCACUCGCCCAGGGCAAUUGCCGACCCAGUGGCUUGUCCCCAGGCGGCUGUCGGGGCGUUUCCCAGCACGUCGCAGAAAGUCCUGACUGUGGGUUUACCCUAAACCCGUCGGUGGACCUAAGCGCGCGAUCCCCGAGCUCCGCGGCGUCCUCGGUUUUCUUCCCGGGGAAAGGAGGUUUUGAAGUCUCCCUAGGUUCGGAUGCUUCUCAGGGCUUGCAGGGGACGUACUCUGGAUCACACCUCAAAACAGUGGCCGUGGGCGGUGGCGAGAAAGGGGGCCCUCAUUCUCACCAGCCACCUGCAAAGGGGACAGCUGGCCUCGGGCCCCAGGCCCGCGGGGUUGCCCCGCCAGACCCGCUGUACAUUGCCGUAGGUGAAUCGUCCUCGGCUCAGGGCCAGCCGUCUUCGAGGACCGAUGGCGAGAAGUCCGAUCAGCAAGUGGCUAUGCCGCUGACGCAGAUCGAUGAGGAGACAGGGGAAGAUAUAGAUGUGAUUGCUCUGCCCCAGAAACUACUGCCUGUCACGCCCAAGCAUCUCCUGCAGACGCCCAGACCCGCCUGGCUUAAGGGCACACCGACAGCUGCGCAAGCUGCUGCCGACUGCCAGGCAGCUAGCGCGGCCCUUCGUCAAGCGGCGAUUGCGGAGCUUUCUCGCACAACACCAAGAGCGGGGCAAAAGUCUGAAGUCACGGAAGACUCCCACACCGAUCGAGACUCCCAAGGACUCCGUUGUCCCUCGCGACGGCAGGAGCCGGAGGCCGGAAAGAAAGGCAAUGCAUGUUGGAGCGGAUCCGCGCUCUGUGGCAUCGAUCGGUCUUCUAUUGCGGAAACCGACCAGGGCUCCGAGCUCGCAGAGACAGCACGCCCUGUUUCCGCUUCUGCAGUGACGCUAGAUGAACUCUUUCCUCAGAGGACGAAGUCUGAAAAACAUUCGUGCACCAUGGCCCUCUGGAGGUCCCUCUGCUCGUCACCGGAUGUCGGAGCCGUGUUCUCUCGUAACCCGGCACCGUUGGUCCGUCGCAGAGUGCCUGAUGUGUUCAUGGUCUUCGAUCCUGAGCAGUCCGGUACGACCCCGCUGUCUCGUCUCUCCCAUCGCAAACUGCCUGCUGGCGUCUUCGGGCCUCCUGGUCAUAUGAACUACGCAAGGGAGCCCCUGCAGUUCCUGCCCGAUCCUCUGCAUCCCGUGGCUUUCCCUUCAACCCACAGUUAUGUUCCUCUCAACAAUCAGAUCCUCAUGUCUCCAGAGGGUUUUGGAGUUGCUCCCUGCUAUCCGUAUGGGGGAGCUGAGGCAGACGCGUAUAUGAACACUGCCUCCGCCCUCUCUCAAUCUCACAAAGAUACUAUGGGAUAAACCAUGUUGGUUGAUGAUUCGCGAGAAGUUUCUGAAAUGAGUCGCAAAUUUGGGGCCAAACAGAGAAACACACCCGCUGAGCGGACUCGGGUGCCUCGCCAAGAGAGACGGUACAGAAAACAUCGUGUAAAUUCUUGCUUAUCGAGUGUACGCAAAACGUGAUUACGUUUGCAUUCGCGUGCUGUGCCGCUGACAUCAGAGGACUGGUGUUUCAUGAGAAAGGAAACGACAGCACGGUUCGCCGUGUCCAUCUGCUGGCCGGCGACACUGAGGGGCAUGCAACUAUGAAAAGGCGUAAAGAACUUAAGGGUCUCUUAAGAUCUUUUGUUCUCCUUCUUCCCCACUAUCUGUCGUGUCGGCCUCCACUUAUAAGCCUGAAUCGUAAACUGUCUAAGGGUGGGAGAGAACAACAGGUAAUACUGUAUAAUUUCUGUGUAGAAAGAUCCUCUACUAUAUGGGUGCUAGGCGAAAGUAUCGUGGAAGUUUAUGAAGGACUUCCGUUGCUAUAUGUUCUCCCACUGGAGUUUUGCUUCGUUUUUCUCUCUAUAGAUCCACUAGAGGGUUGCUGUAUUCUGUAAAUUAGUGGAACAGGCUCUCGUCAACAGCAGGCGAAAGAGCAAUGGGGUAGGGCAGAGGGUUCAUGCGAUGAGAGAAGGGCAUCAGUGUUUCGUAUGACUUUCUGUGAUAAUGCAAAUUGAUGAACAAAAACAUAGUAAAGUGACUCGCUUCUCCCCUUUUGAGAGGGAAUGGAAGUAGGAAGCCGAACUGAGAUGGAAAGGUCAGAGUUUGGAGAGCAGCGAUAGGUCUUGCUUUCGUAAGUGUUUCUUUUACGAACACUGUUGUCCCGGACACGGGGGCACAUAAGUCAGAGGUCACACGAAGUGCCUGCUUACUUAUGAGAGUCAUAACUGGUGAUUCUGACGAUGCCCGGCGGCAAUGACAGCAUCUCUACUUUGUCUGAUACUUCGCGGAGUGUCAGGUAAUGACGGAAAAGGGUGUCGUUAUUUCACAUCUGCGGUUGUGUCUCUGAGCGUACUUUGCCGCUGCAAAGCGUAUAACAGGGAGAAAAUGUCUGUGUGUCUUUCACUUUGCUGUUGUUUGUUUCGACUACUUCGAGCACGUUGCUUUCGUAGUCACCAUGGAUGGAGCAUUAGAAACUGGGAUGGGCUAUCGCGCAUGGCCGUACCACAUGCUUGCGCAGAAACCACGAGCACUGACUCGUGUUUUCUUUUAGGAGAGAAGAAAUGAAAUUUUAUCAGAUGACAAAAGGCGGCGAGAUCCUUCUACUGCAGCGAAAGCCGCAGGGGUGAGAAGCCCGUUGCUACGCAGGUCCACCUGCCGAAAUUAUUGAGAGCCAACCGGGGAGCAAGUCAAGACAGACACGAAACAACUAAUAUUUCGGUGCGUUUCUCCUCUGCUCUGCGGUCGUCCCAUACUUGAAUAGAACACUUUUUCACGUUAUCCAUUCCAGGUGGAAAAAAUGUGGACGGAAGCCUAUACUGCUGUGAAAUGUGUGCACUUAACGGAGCGAAAAGAAAGACUUUUGGUGAAUGGUGGAUCGCCAUGGCCGCAAAAACGACGCUUCUUCUGUUGUGUAGUAUAUAGCAAAUCAUUCACUCUCUUAUCUAACCACGAGGGCACCACGCGCUGAACAAAGAAAGGCUUGAAGACAGCAGACGCGAGGUGGCAAUUCUAAGGCAUUUCGUAGUUCAUUUGGUGAUUCUCUUUGGAAGCAGAAAACGCAACUGGGAAGAGGAUGUCGAUUUUGUUCUUCUGUGGUCUAUCCGGCCAGAAUGAGGUCCAUCCCGUUUACCGUGCACGGCUCCUUAUCCGAGAAAACAACCGGCAGAUCAACUAGGUGCGGACAUAAGUAUGGAGACCUGCGUUACGCUCUUGGUGGAGCUGAUCAUGCCCGUGGAAUGGUCGCGUUUCUAAAACUGCUGACAGAGACCGGGCUCCAAGUCGAAACGAAGGCUUGUGGAUUCACAGGCACUUUUAUUUCGUCUUUCAGGUGGCUUGAGAACGAAGCGGUAUCUACGUGUACAGUUCUUGUAGCCGUAGACACCUGGAGGGCAUCGAAACGUGUUUUGUGUACUUGGAUAGGUCAGGUAGAGGACAGGCAGACAGAGACAUUCACGGGAACUGAUAGACUGAGGGGUUGGUAAAUGUACAAAAUGGAGACGAUUGAACGCAUGCAUUGUUGAUUUAUGGCGGUACGUGACACGUCCACAGCGGACAGUACGGCCAGCAGUAUCUCGAUACAACGUCCGUUUUAAAUAAGUGAUCUGGUGCGUUGACGGGUGACCGGCUUCAGUGAGGAACUAGGUAAAUUGCUUACUCUCUUCAGUCGAUGAGAGUCGUUCAGGCGAACAACUAACGCCGCUAGUCGGGAGACGAAUCGGUCGCGGAUCCCGGUGUUCCUGAGAGAAAUUUCCUGACAUUGUAAUUCAUCUCAUCGCACAAUGAGACAUCAAAAGAUGCAGGGAGGUUGCUCUUCUAGGAAUAUUAUCGGAGUUCUCAUGGAGUACAUGAAGGAAAAUAGUUCAAUAUGCGUCGGGCGUUUGUACGAACGUCGAGAAGCUGGGGUUAAAUACAAGAGCGCAGGGACCUACUUCGAU
This is a messenger RNA of Toxoplasma gondii ME49, 7327 nucleotides long. RefSeq lists its product as hypothetical. The transcript has 3 exons. The record is from RefSeq and is a predicted model, not a curated record. Lineage: Eukaryota; Apicomplexa; Conoidasida; Eucoccidiorida; Sarcocystidae. The coding region runs from base 1914 to 4709 and encodes 931 amino acids.